This is a messenger RNA of Acanthosepion pharaonis, 792 nucleotides long. The record is from the annotation of a GenBank genome assembly. NCBI's taxonomy places the organism in Eukaryota, Metazoa, Mollusca, Cephalopoda, Sepiida, Sepiidae.
AUGACUAUUUUCUCUUUUUUGUCUUUCUCUUCAUUCUAUGAAAUGGUUUUAACUUUCCUAAAUCUAUUUCUCCAUCUUUUAGCUCUUAAAAACAGUCUUUGUUUUCUUAUUCUUUCUUUCUUUUCUAUUUUUUCUUUCUUUUCUAUUUUUUCUUUCUUUUCUAUUUUUUCUUUCUUUUUUUUAUUCUUUCCUUGUUUCUUUCUUUUAUUUUUUCUUUUCUUAUUUUUUCUUUCUUUCUUUCUGUAUUCCUUCUUUCUAUUAUUUUUUCUUUUAUUUUUUUCUCAUUUUUUCUUUAUAACUUUAAAUGAUUUUUUUCAGUUACCUAACCUUUUCUUAUUUUUAUAUCAUACAUUAUUUUUACUGUCUUGUAUUUCUUCUUCCCCAUUCUUUUCUGGAUUUUCCUUUUUACUUUCUUUUAUGCUGACCUCAGAAAUCAUUCUUUUUUAUUUUCCUUUCUUACAAAUCCAAAUUUAUAUUUAUUUUAUUCACCUUUUUUUGCCUCAUUGUUUUUCUGUUGAUUUCCCAUUUUUUUCUUUCUUCAAAGUUAUUUUCUUUUCCUUUUACACUUAUUUUUUUCUUUUCAUUAUUUCCUUUUUUCAAUUUGAUUUCUUCAGUUUUUCUUUUUUUUUACAUUAUUUAUUCCUCAUAUCAUUUUUAAUUUUAUUUUCUUCUUUCCAUUCUGAAAAAACUAUUCCUGCAUUAUUCUUUUCUUUCACCUUUCCUCUUUUAUUCAAUUCUUUUAUAUUUUCUCUUUGUCCUUCUGUUCGUCCUAAUUUUUCCCCUCAUAUUUGA